AAAACUAAGGUUAUUGUAGUGGCAAUGACCAUCGUUAUGAUCCUAGUGACAUUGCUAAAUUAUUCACAUGUCAUACCAGCAGUGAUAUGCCAUAUAGCACCGCCAAAGGAUCUGUGCCCUGCAAAGAGUGGUCACAUACCGGACAUAGAGGUUAUAGAUAAACUCAGUUUGGAGGCGCUGCGCAUCAGCUAUCGAGAUUAUGGCAGCAACCACGAAAUCCUCUGCAACGUAAUGCUUCGCAUGGGGAAUUUAGGUGACGGAGGCUGGGAGGUGUGUGAUGACGAGCCUGUCAGGCCCAAACCCGACUGUCUGGUCUACUCCUUCGGGAUAAACAACGAUUUUAGUUUUGAUGACAUGAUAGCUGAACAUUAUGGAUGCGAGGUACACGCAUUUGAUCCAAGCAUGAAGAUGGGAGAUAUGCGGCGGAGUGAGAGGGUCUCUUUCCAUCAUUUAGGUGUAUACGGAUCUAACAGCGUCAUCAAUAAUGGCUGGCCAGUGAAGACGAUAGCCGAAAUAAGACGGAUGUUGGGACAUACCAAUAGGCGUAUUGAUGUUAUGAAGAUGGACGUGGAAGACAGUGAGUGGCCUAGCCUGGAUACAGCCCUUAGGGAUGGCUCCCUGAAUAAUGUGACGCAAUUGUUACUUGAAACCCAUAACUUUGACGAUAAUAAGUAUAACCUUAUCAAAAAACUAAAAAUUUUACACCGGUUACGAGAUCGAGGUUUUAGGAUCUUUUAUGCCCACAAAAACCCUCUGACCACGAAACCUGUAAGUAAAAACAGAGAGACCCCACUCUGGGUGUGUUGUUACGAACUUCAGAUGAUUUAUCUGCCCGCAUGUAAUGUCGUGUAAGUCAGGGAUGUGUGCUUUUGCAAUAGGUAUCUGUUCCUUCUUACGGUGAAACAGCGGAGCAAUUUCAGAGAAAAAUAUCAUACAUCAAUAGAAAUAUCAUAUUAUCGUCUUUAAAAUGGUUUGAACCCGAAUAAUUUCCACUAACCUCAAAAAUUCUUUUAGUCCGCCCCGAAAAUUAUUUCAACAAAUAAAUAUAUAGCUCCGAAAAUAAUUAUAUGGCAUCUCGCGAUGUAAACAAUAUGUGGGUCACAGGUACAUAGUUUGGCACACAUUAAAAGUGUAGGUACAUAAAGUUGAUGUAUACAAGGUAUCCAUUAUUAUUCCUGUGUACAUUUGUUACAGUUGAUUUUGUGCCUGUAGUGCACAUCUUAUGUAUUUGUAUUGCCACAAUUGCCUUUGAAGAACACAUCGAAGAAAAAACAUAAAACCAGAAAAAAUAUUGUCAGCAGGCCAAACUACAUCUAACUGAAUUCUUGUUAUUUCAAAAUGAACAUGAACCGUAUGAUAACAAUAAACUUUCCAACUUGUAGAUUUGCAGCUUAGUAAUACUUAAAAUUACUACAUUCCCUAAAGCGAUACCUGGGCCCAUAUUUCUUCUUACGACUUAAGUAAAAAAUUCAAACACAGCUACAAUUAAAAUGUUUUUGCUCUAGGAUUUAAUGAAUUGAUAUAAUAGUGGCCUAAUGACCAUCUUUUCUCAGAAUUCAGUUCCCUUUCCAUUGUCUUUGCAUCU
Molecule: messenger RNA, 1585 nt
Organism: Liolophura sinensis
Lineage: Eukaryota; Metazoa; Mollusca; Polyplacophora; Chitonida; Chitonidae
Product: probable methyltransferase-like protein 24
Exons: 6
Coding region: 25-852 (275 amino acids)
Source: RefSeq, a predicted model, not a curated record